GGUGACUGGUCAGUUAGCUAAAUUAGCUAGCUAACUAUUGUUGGGAUGUUUAUAGCUAGCUGGCAAAGUCAGCUAGUAAGUUUGCCAGUUAGUAACUUUGAUGAUUAGCUAAAAGCAGAGUUUUGAAAUCAGCAGCGGGUCUAUUUUGCUAACUGUGUGGAGGAAGGCAAGGCUAUAGACUAAGCACGGAACCAAUGACUCUGGGUUCCCCGACAUCACCCAAGCCCGGCCCGGGUGCCCAGUUUCUCCCCGGGUUUUUGAUGGGGGAUCUGCCAGCACCUAUCACACCCCAGCCUCGGUCAUUUGGAGUCAUGGAUAUGAGGUCACCACUUCAAACAGGUGGCUCUCCCCCUCAACCUGUGGUUCCUACACCCAAAGACAAGAGUGGGGCCCCUCCAGUCAGGAGUAUCUAUGAUGACCUCUCCAGUCCUGCCGUCGGGAUGUCCCCUAUGGGUGCACAUAAACAGCCCUUCUCAAUGAUGCACACCCCGCUGUCUGGCUAUAUGGCAGUUACACCAGGAACAGCGUCCAGUCUAUUUAGUCCUGCUACCAUCGGGCAGCAGGCCAAGUCAACAAUGUCUCCAGCUCAAGUAGACCCUUUCUUCACUCAGGGAGACGCACUGUCUUCCGAAGACCAUCUAGAUGAUACAUGGAUCACUGUAUUUGGGUUCCCUCCUGCCUCCGCGUCUUACAUUCUGUUGCAGUUCGCCCAGUAUGGAAACAUAACGAAACACGUGAUGUCCAACACCGGUAACUGGAUGCACAUUCAAUAUCAGUCUAGACUCCAAGCAAGAAAAGCUUUAAGUAAAGAUGGGAAGAUUUUUGGAGAGGCUAUAAUGAUUGGCGUUAAACCAUGCAUCGAUAAGAAUGUGAUGGAGAGCUCAGACCGAGGCUCGACCUCCUCAGGCUCAGUAUUUACUCCUCCGGUCAGAAAUGGAACCCCUAGCCACCACGUCUCUACACCUCGCUCCUCAAUGAGGCCCCUCAGUGCAGCCUACAAGGCCUCCAGCAGUGACUACCAGGUGGUGGCAGACGAACAGACCCCAAGGAAAGACGACAGUUUGGUUUCUAAAGCGAUGGAGUACAUGUUUGGCUGGUGAGACGGUCUCCUCCGAUUCGCCCGAGCGCUUUUUAUAUUAUAAAAACUGAAGAAACCCGACAGCAGCCGUCAUCACCGUGUUGUGGAAGUGUGUCCUAAAUGGUACCCUAAUAGCCCAAUUGACCCUGGUCAAAAGUAGUGCACUACAUAGGGAAUAGGGUGCCAUAGGCCUCUGGUCAAAAGUAGUGCACUACAUAGGGAAUAGGGUACCAUUUGGGGAUCAGCCAGUGUGUUAGUGAGUUGGGGGGAACCAAGCCAAUGUGGAUUUCCUCAACCCUGCGACGACUAUACAAGAUGUGGUGAUUUGAGUGGACAGGAUUUUGACUAGACGAACACCGGAUAUUGUAUGUUGACGUUGAAUGAAGUGUUUGUUUUUGUUGUUGUCGCGUGCAGACGUCACGGUGCUGACCCGACAAACGCAGACCUACACGGGGUCGUCUUUAGUUACAAAGUCUUAUUUGCGACUUCUCCUCUCGAGGAGAAUUUUAAAGGCUCUUUCAUAAGAGUUGAUGCCGAAUGAAUCCCACAUAAUCAAGACAUAUUUCCCAUAUGUCCCUAUUUCCUAUGUAGUGUACUACUUUUAGAGCAGGGUCCGUAAGGGUCUGUAAAUAGGGGUGCCAUUUUGGAUGCCCACAUGGCCUGUCUUCAGUAUCUUAACUAAGUGCUGCUUUGUCAGUUGGAAGUCAAGGUUACACAUCAGUAUCCUCCUGUUUUGAUUAGAGUGAGAGAGAGUACAGGUUUCUUUAUUUUUUUCCCCCCCUAAGUGGUUCAAUAGUAAACAACGGUAAAUAUAACAGGAUCAGAGUUAAGAAUUGUAAUUUUAUAAGAAAUGCCUUUUUGUGUGCUGUCAAACAUUUAGUGUUUUUAUUUUUCUUUUUUUAAAGAUGAUCUCACAAAAUUGUCGGUGCAUCAAAUGUCUUGUCUUAUAUCCAUUUAAAACUAUUUGUCUGUUUCUACUGUCUACUAUUUCGACUGUCUCUUCUUACUAUUUCUACUGUCACCUGUCUCUGCUCUCUACUGUGUCUGCUGUUUCUACUGUCUCUGUCACUUGCUUACUAUUUUUGUCAAAUAAAUGUCACAUAAUUUGAAUACCA
Molecule: messenger RNA, 2193 nt
Organism: Salvelinus fontinalis (brook trout)
Lineage: Eukaryota; Metazoa; Chordata; Actinopteri; Salmoniformes; Salmonidae
Product: nucleoporin NUP35-like
Exons: 9
Coding region: 195-1100 (301 amino acids)
Biological process (GO): regulation of DNA-templated transcription; nuclear pore organization; NLS-bearing protein import into nucleus
Cellular component (GO): nuclear membrane; nuclear pore central transport channel; nuclear pore nuclear basket
Molecular function (GO): phospholipid binding; single-stranded DNA binding; structural constituent of nuclear pore
Source: RefSeq, a predicted model, not a curated record